This is a messenger RNA of Miniopterus natalensis, 621 nucleotides long. It is a transcript of the gene C1H4orf36, whose product is annotated as chromosome 1 C4orf36 homolog. Lineage: Eukaryota; Metazoa; Chordata; Mammalia; Chiroptera; Miniopteridae. The record is from RefSeq and is a predicted model, not a curated record.
AUGGCUUAUGGCCUGCCCAGGAAGAACACCGUGGAAAGCGUCCUGCGGGGCAGCUACACAGUACAGCAACCUUGGGAUCUUGCACUGCUUACAGAGACCUGGUACACAAACAUAACCAAAAUCAGAUUUCCUUUCUUGGAAGAAAUUACAUUUGGUGGUCCUAUAUACCUCAAAAAGUAUAGAACCAAUAAGGAUUGUCUGCUCCCUUCUGCAGAAGAAGUCAAACUUGAAAGGGAAUAUGAAAUAAAGCGCCUGAACAACCUGAAAUGUCAGGAAAAAGUAGCCGAGGAAAUUCAGCUUGCCCUAAGGGGAAAGCCAGUUGGUUUGAGAAGACCGCUUCCUCCUAAGUGACAAUCGCUUCAUAAUCAAACCUGUAUUCUGCGCUUUCUGCGUCUGAAGGGGAUGAAGGGCUGCCACCUUCCUCUGUGUGAAGUUCUGUGCAGGCAUCCGAAUGCCACUGUGGACGAGGCAGCUGGGGUGGGUUAGAGGACAGCUCCGACAGAUCUUCUACGUCCCCACCACCCUCUUGUUCCAUUGCAUCACAAGCAAAACCACGGUAGAACAGACUCUGGAGUUGACUUCCAGCCAUGUUGCCUUGUCAUUUACUAGCUUAGACCCUGG